Dissoconium aciculare CBS 342.82 is the source of this 225-nucleotide messenger RNA. RefSeq lists its product as uncharacterized. The transcript is spliced from 3 exons. The record is from RefSeq and is a predicted model, not a curated record. Gene Ontology annotation, biological process: proton motive force-driven ATP synthesis. Lineage: Eukaryota; Fungi; Ascomycota; Dothideomycetes; Mycosphaerellales; Dissoconiaceae. The coding region runs from base 1 to 225 and encodes 74 amino acids.
AUGGUCGUCUACUACGAUAUUCUUGGCCAGCGAAUUGGCUCGCACUACCUCGCCAUGGGAGUGCUCGGUUCAAUCUUCGGCGGUGUCUUCCUCGCGACCGGCGGCAGCAAGAAGCCGUUGAUUCACCAGACCCCUCCGUUCAACGCGAAAGACAAGAACGAGGAGGACUUCAUUCAAAACUUCCUCAAGGAGUCAGAAGGCGCACAGAAGGCGGCGAAGCACUAA